GGCAUUUUACAAAGACCCUUGCACAGGUGCACUAUUUACUUAUAUAGUUAUGUAGGACUUUCAUUGUGUGAUGUCUUAUGGUUAGAACUACAGCAAAAAUAAUUAUUUUAUUUUGUCUUUGUACAUAGAGAUGACCCUGGGACCAAUGAACAGUGAGGCAUUCAAGACUGCAUUAGCAAAUGGAUUUCUGGCUGGACUGAAUAAUUCAGUAUACGUAUUUGCUGGUGUGGGAGUUUUUGCCCUCAUAAUUAUUAUAAUUGGAGGAUGGGCGAUUAGGAAGAACAUCCGAAAAUCCAAACUUCCUGAUGAGGAGCAACCAAACAUCAGCCCCGUCAUCAGGAAAGCUUCUCUGAAAAAGGAGAAGAGGUUAAAAAAGAAAACAAAGAAAGAAAAGAAGGAGAAAAUGGAGGUGGAACAGAAGGAGGAAGACGAGGAGGAAAUGAAGGGAGAGAAGGAGGGAAAUGUGCAGAAGAAGAAGGAUGAAAAUUCAGGGGAAGCUCAAAUUGAAACCAAAGAGCAAGCAGUACAGACAGACAGCACACAAGAAGUAAAAUGGAAACUUUUGGAGUUUUGGAUGAAGAAAGACCUAGAAGUACAGAGACGGCGAGAGGAAGAACUAAGGGAGGAGGAGGAGUUCUUUAGCUGAAAGAACAACUGAAGCUAAAUUGUUUACAUCACAGCCCCUCUCUUAUAUCUACCAGAGCUACGUAUUCCAGCCAGGGCUCUGCCUCUUCUGCCACUCCUGUGUGCCAAUAUGUCCCGCCCCUGAGAAACCAUCUUGUAUUGUCAUCCUUCUUAUCUCUACCUCUUAUUGAGAAUUCUCCAUGGUUACUAAUUAAUAAAAUUAGACCAAGUAAAUUUAAUGUGUCAAAUAAA
Bombina bombina (fire-bellied toad) is the source of this 876-nucleotide messenger RNA. RefSeq lists its product as uncharacterized. The coding region runs from base 131 to 646 and encodes 171 amino acids. NCBI's taxonomy places the organism in Eukaryota, Metazoa, Chordata, Amphibia, Anura, Bombinatoridae. The record is from RefSeq and is a predicted model, not a curated record. The transcript is spliced from 6 exons.